Molecule: messenger RNA, 171 nt
Organism: Eruca vesicaria subsp. sativa (arugula)
Lineage: Eukaryota; Viridiplantae; Streptophyta; Magnoliopsida; Brassicales; Brassicaceae
Source: the annotation of a GenBank genome assembly
AUGAAACGUGCAUGUACAAUAUAUGUUGGAGACUCCACCAAAGUCAUCGCUCAGGUACACGAAGGAGAUGAGAGACUAGUGGCUACAGUUUACCCUAAUGUUGAUUGUGCUUUUAUUGUUACACUUAUCUUUAUAUUUGACCUCAUUAACAUGGCUGGGACUGGAGUCUGA